CUCACCCAGGGGAAGAAUGCUAACACAGCCUUCUUUACCUCAUGGGAAGUGUUUUAAGGCUGACAAUCUCUGAAGUAGUAUUCAUUUCAGCAUCUUGGAAAUAAACCACAGCUUUACUUUCUUAUUCAGCCACGUGGGAUUAAUGCAUAGAUAACAAUAUCUAUACUGAAGAAAAUCACAGGAGAACUCAAACUCUGCUACAACGUCACAAAGAAAGUGUUCUCGAUAGUCAACACUACCAUUUCUUCUCCAGCUCAGAAAAAGCCAGACUCAUUUUCUCUGCUAAAAUGACGACUUUGCAGACCAUCUUUUUUUUAUUUUUCAUUGUGCCUUUGGUGAAGUUAGUACCACCAAUUCAACAAGAGUCACUCAAUCUUUAUGAGUAUGAUACAGACAUUUUUGAAGAACUGUUUAAACAAGAUUAUGAAGACAAAUCCCAGGAUGCAAUAAAGAAAAAGGGAAAAGAUGGCAUGAUUCUUUCUCCUGACUCUAACAUACAACUGGAACUGCAGAGAGAUGAGAGUGUACCUAAAGUACGACCAACCAAAGAUACAAAUUUGCCCACUUGUCUGCUGUGUGUGUGUUUAAGUGGAUCGGUUUACUGUGAAGAAAUUGAUAUUAUUGCUAUUCCCCCUCUGCCAAAGGAAACAGCCUAUCUUUAUGCACGAUUCAACAAAAUAAAGAGAGUGGCAGUCUCAGAUUUUGCUGAUAUUCCUACAUUAAGAAGAAUUGAUUUAACUGGAAAUAUGAUAGAUGAAAUUGAAGAUGGUGCCUUUUCAAAGCUUCUGUUAUUAGAAGAACUUUCACUUGCUGAAAAUAAACUGAUAAAACUUCCAGUUCUGCCCCCUAAGCUAAUUACAUUUAAUGCAAACUACAACAGAAUUAAGAGCAGAGGUAUCAGAGCAAAUGCUUUCAAGAAGCAGACCAAUUUGUCAUAUCUCUAUCUAGCACACAACACACUGGAAUCUGUACCUCUUAACUUACCAGAGAGUCUGCGUGUUCUGCACCUUCAGUUUAACAACAUAACCUCAAUCACAGAUGACACAUUCUGCAAAUCCAACAACACACGUUAUAUCCGUUCGCGUAUGGAUGAGAUAAGAAUGGAAGGCAACCCAAUCAUCUUGGCAAAGCAUCCUAAUGCUUUUUCUUGCUUGAAAACACUGCCUGUCGGAGCAUAUUAUUAACCACUACCUAUUAAUUAUACUAAAACUUAACUAUGGUAACAGAUGAUCAUUCCUGUUCCUUUUUUAAAUGACUAUAUCCUUUCCCUUGUUAAUUAUGUUUUUCUAUAUACCUAUUCUAUGAACUUUUAAUUAUGUUAAAAAUGUAGUUCUAGUCUGAAAAAUCACUAUGUAAAAAAAACAGCAUCUGCUCACUUGGCAUACCCAAUACCACCUGUACUUUCAGAUUCAUGUGAGUUUAUAACAGUGUCAAAAGUAUGGGCUUAACCAUGCAACACUUACUUCUGCAAGCAUCCUUUACUCAUAAGUAUCAUUCCUUUAACUUAAGUGGUUUAAUUGCAAUACUCAUAUGAAUACGGACUGCAGGAUCAGGCUGUAAGUUUUAAUUACUUUAGUCAUACUAACACUGCAAAGCAAACACAGCUGUGAGAAUGUUAUUCUGGCUUGCACAUCAGCAGAAUUGCUAAUUAAGUUCCAAGAGACAGCCACCCACCCACACAACUCAAUUGCAAGUUGGAGGCAAUGGGGUUGCACUGGUGUAACUACAACCAGAAUCUGGCUCAAAUCAUUUUAAUUACUGAUUAAAAUCCAUGACCUGUAAAAAGCACAAGUUCACUCUAAGUCUUUGCCUUGAUCAGGGAAAUCAUUGAAUUCAGAUCAGGCUUCAGCAGAUGAACUUUGUUUUUCUUUUGGUAAACCAAGAAAGUUUCACUGGAACUCCCUAAGAAAAAAUAAAGAUGGACUUUUACAAUGUCACUUUUUAGAAUAGGAGCCAUAGUUCAAUUACUGGAAAAAUGUAAAAAACAGACACAGAAAACUUUAAAAUGCUUAGGAAUAAAAUGCAAAGUUGGUUCUAUCUUAAACUGUAAAACUGUGUGAAAAACUAAUACAAUUAUAUUACCAACAUGGUUUUACCCUUUUAGCUUUUUUCAGAUGCAAACAAUAUAAAGGGACAGUCUCAGAUUAAUGGUGGGGGCUUCUGACUGACAAUUCAGAUUAAAUAAAGAUAACUACACCUUAAAGAUAUUGAUUCUGACUUAACACAAAUACACAAUUUCAGAUUACUUUUCUUUUUCUGUUUUUUUUUGUUUCAAUAGGAAUUUGCACAGUCCUCGUUUGGCUUAGCUGCUUCAUAAAUACAAAUGUACAGAAAACCCUAAUCACUAAUACUAGACUUAUUUUUCCCAGACAAGUGGUAAAUGAAAGGAGCUUGUUGAAAUAUGAAAAGUUCUCAACUUCACAGCUACUAUUUUUUUUUUAUUUGUAUAGUUAUUUAAAUUUCAAAUACAUAAAGGUAUUUCACUUUGGAAUCACUGUUUUUCCUUAGUAAUAUAAGCCAGUUUACAGUAACAACUUUUUUUUUAUUUCCAGUCUAAUUAAACAAUAAUAUGACAGUGCUUGACCUGAGCAACAAAUGUAGUUGAAUUGAAUAUUAUUAUGUGCACAUUAAAAGCCUAAGAUACUGUUAGUAUGCACCUAUGAAAAUUAAAACCUAAUAGACUUUUUAGUAGUGUCAAAAUCAAAAAUUGUUUGGCUGGUUUUAAUUUUCUUGGAGAAGAAAAUGAUUAUUUUAUAAUUAUUUAAAAAAUAAAAAUAAGCCAGAAGAUUUUUUUAUAUUGAAUCCAUAAUUAAGAAAAAUCACAAUUACACUUGCACCAGUAGUGUUUCAUUUUUAUCUUUUAAAUCCCCUAAUUUUUGAAAACUAAAUCUUUCACUCUUGUUGGGGUUGAUGAAUUCACUAGCAGCUAGAACACUUGAUUUUCAUUUUCCAUUUAAAAAAAACUUACUUGAGUCAUGAAAUUACAUGAGUCAUAAAAAUAAAAACAUCCACACCACAGCAGCCAUGAUUAUAUUCCAAGUUCAAGUCAAGCUGAUGCCAAAAGGAAAAAAAAACAAAACAUUUCUUUGUCCUAGUAGUGGCCAAUG
This is a messenger RNA of Gopherus evgoodei (Goodes thornscrub tortoise), 3107 nucleotides long. RefSeq names its product osteoglycin (gene OGN). Bases 288 to 1184 code for a protein of 298 amino acids. The record is from RefSeq and is a predicted model, not a curated record. NCBI's taxonomy places the organism in Eukaryota, Metazoa, Chordata, Testudines, Testudinidae. The transcript is spliced from 7 exons. Gene Ontology annotation, molecular function: protein binding.